AUGCAAAUAUAUAUGGCAAUGAAGGCUAUGCCUUGCUACAUACUUCUUCCAACCGUCUCUGAGUAUAUGAUCGAGCGUGGUUGGACCAAAUGUUACUCUACACUUGACCAAUUCAACUGGUUCCUCUGUUUGCUUUACAUCGCACUCUAUAUUGUGUUUGUUGAGUUUGGAAUGUACUGGGUUCACAAGAAGCUUCAUGACAUUAAAUUUCUCUAUAAGCAUCUCCAUGCCACCCACCAUAUGUACAACAAGCAAAACACACUCUCUCCAUUUGCUGGGUUCGCACUCCAUCCGUUAGACGGGAUGCUUCAGGCUUCACCGUACGUGAUAGCUAUGUUCAUAGUGCCGAUUCAUCUCAUAACGCAUCUGAGUCUUAUGUUUUUGGAAGGGAUAUGGACAGCAUGCAUCCAUGAUUGUAUCCAUGGUAACAUAUGGCCUAUAAUGGGUGCUGGAUACCAUACACUACACCACACUACAUACAAGCAUAACUAUGGUAAUUAUACCAUUUGGAUGGAUUGGAUGUUUGGUACCCUUAAGGUUCCUUUAGCCGAAGAUGACAGCAAGAAAGCAAAGUGA
Eruca vesicaria subsp. sativa (arugula) is the source of this 576-nucleotide messenger RNA. Lineage: Eukaryota; Viridiplantae; Streptophyta; Magnoliopsida; Brassicales; Brassicaceae. The record is from the annotation of a GenBank genome assembly.